Cimex lectularius (bed bug) is the source of this 1727-nucleotide messenger RNA. It is a transcript of the gene beag, whose product is annotated as protein Red. Lineage: Eukaryota; Metazoa; Arthropoda; Insecta; Hemiptera; Cimicidae. Gene Ontology annotation, biological process: mRNA splicing, via spliceosome. The record is from RefSeq and is a predicted model, not a curated record. Gene Ontology annotation, cellular component: nucleus. The transcript has 2 exons. Bases 197 to 1645 code for a protein of 482 amino acids.
UUUGAGCAUUAUGUUUGUGGAAAGUUAGUUUCAAGGCCACUCGUGUUGGCUUGUUAUGGAAGCGGGAGGUUUCAGGAAAGAUUAUAUUUUUCAAUACUGUGUGGUCGACAUCGUCGGAUUGUAAAUCCGUCUAUCGUCAUCUUAUGCUCGAAGUGGGAUUUCUUUACCGGUGAGCGCGGAAUAAAAUAACAUUAAAAUGCCCGAGUACGAGUUCGAUGAAGGGGACAGGUCGCAGAGGCUCACAAACGACGAUUUCCGUCGCCUUCUGAUGACGCCCAGGUCGACGCCGAGUGCCGCUCCGACCCCGCAGCACACGCCGGCCCCAGAAACGGGCGAAGGGCUUAAAAAGCCGGCCUCAGACGACAGGGGCGAGCGGAGAAGGAAGAAGAAGAUUUUCUACGCCAAGCUGAAGAAGCAGGAAGAGAACAAACUCGCAGAAUUGGCUGAGAAGUACAGAGACAGGGCCAAGGAGAGGAGAGACGGGUCGAACGCCGACUACCAGCCGGACGACCCUAUGUCCACGUCGAGCGGUUACAGGGCGGUCGCUCCCGACCUCAAAUCCGGGAUCGACGCCGCGGAACGGAGGAGGCAGAUGAUCCAGGAGUCCAAGUUCUUGGGUGGUGACAUGGAGCACACCCAUUUGGUAAAAGGGCUCGACUACGCCCUCCUCCAGAAAGUCAGGAGCGAGAUUCAAAUGAAAGAAGCAGAACAGGAAGAAGAGUUAGAGAAACUUGUUGCAAAGCCGAAGAAGGAAAAGAAGAAAGAAGAAGAGGAGAUCGUGUUCAAAACCGCCCUCGGGAGGAACAUACACAAAGUAGUUAUGGAGUCAAAUGAGGUAGAGAGGAAUCCGCUGUUUGCACCGGGGCGGAUGGCUUACGUCGUCGAACUGACCGACGAUACGGGUGAAAGCGACAUACCGACAACACUUUUGAGGAGCAUGGCGGAAAUCCCAAACCAGGAGUCUGUUGCGACACUCACGACGAACGACAUCGUAAUAAACAAACUGGCGCAGAUUCUUUCUUACCUGCGGCAGGGGCCCAGACAUCACAAAAAGUCGAAAAAGAGAGAUAAAAUGGGUGAUGAAGGGAUAUUCCCCGAUGCAGGAGACUAUGUGCCGUCGUCUUCUAAAUCAGCAGAAUCUCGUAAGAAGAUUUCUAAUUAUUUCAAAGACACGGACAAGGACAAGAGCCCUCCUCCUAGGGUGCCGGAUGGUAAAAAGGUGUCGCAGAGUUCAAAGAAAGAGACCAGGGCAGCUGGCCUGCUCUCGAGGCUCGCCGCAGAACCGACUGGCUACGCUGAAUGCUACCCUGGUCUGGAUGAGAUGCAGGACGCGAUAGACGACUCGGACGAUGAGGUCGACUACACCAAAAUGGACCAGGGGAACAAGAAGGGACCUGUCGGCCGGUGGGAUUUCGACACGCAGGAAGAGUACAGCCAGUACAUGAACACGAAGGAGGCCUUGCCAAAGGCAGCAUUCCAAUAUGGAGUCAAAAUGGCUGAUGGACGGCGUACGAGGAAGUACAACAAAGAAAAGAACGAACGUGCAGAACUCGACAGGGAAUGGAACAAAAUUCAAAAUAUAAUACAAAAGAGGAAAGGGCCCGAAGAUCCUGCUCCUCCUCAGUUUAAAAUUCCAAGAUACUGAACUUUUGUGCUCAUUUCUGUGUAUAUUUUAAUUUUAAUUAUCCUAGGAUAAAUUUUAAAAAUAAAUGUAAUUCCUUGUUUUA